AUGACAGAGGCGAACAUCACCGUGUAUGGAGCGCCGUGGUGCCCUGACUGCACACGCGCGAAGCAGUUUCUAGGCGAGCAGCGCGUAGAUACAACUGGGUGGAUAUUGAUCAGGACGAAGAUGCCCGCGCAUACGUGCAGCAGGUCAACGACGGCAAGCAGAUCAUUCCCACCAUCAUAUUCGAGGACGGGUCAGCUGCUGGUCGAGCCUUCCAAUUCGGAACUUGCCGCAAAGCUCGGCAUCCACAACCCAAGGCGCGCCGUGACUUCUACGACUUGA
Molecule: messenger RNA, 279 nt
Organism: Geodia barretti
Lineage: Eukaryota; Metazoa; Porifera; Demospongiae; Tetractinellida; Geodiidae
Source: the annotation of a GenBank genome assembly